AUGACUCAAGUUUAUCAAGCCGCCUGUGAUGGUUCUUCUAAUCUGACUGAUCUUUUAAAGCGGCUGAAACAUGAACAAAGAAACACCGCUUUGGAAACGAAAAUUAAAGAUGGCAGCCAUUUUGUCACUCCUCUCAUCAUCGCUGCUCACAAUGGACACCUGAAUUCUGUGAAGAUUCUUCUAAGUUAUGGAGCAGACAUCGAGGCUCGAGGAACGCUGAAGAUAGCAGACGAAGUUACAGAGGGUUGUACAACUUUGUGGGCCGCUGCUUCAGCUGGUCGUCUUGAUGUUGUGAAACUGUUAAUCGAACGAAAUGCAGACGUUGAAGGGAGAACAUCGACGGGUUCGACUCCAUUGAGGGCUGCUACGUACAGAGGCCACCUUGACAUUGUGAGAUGUUUGGUUGAGAGCGGAGCAGAUGUGAAUGCUCGCUCAAAAAGUGACAACAGUACCAUUCUAAUGGUGGCGUGCUUCUGGGGCCACUUGAGUGUUGUUACUUAUCUUAUUAACAAAGGUGCCUUUAUGGAUCUUCAAGGCAAAGAUGAUCGCACUGCACUUCACGACGCUGUUGAAAGGGGCCACUUAAAGAUAGUCAGUGAGCUUUUGGCUCGUGGAGCAUCACAACUGCCAAAUGAUCUAGGUUUAACACCACUUCUUUAUGCCUGUGAUGAAUGUCUCGUUGAAAUGGUGGAGCAUAUUAUCGGCAGACCGGAAUGUACAAAGGAACAGAGAAUUGAUGCUCUUGAACUUCUUGGUGCCACCAUUGCUAACGAUAGUUUUGGUGACUCUGAGAAAGCGUUUAGUUAUAUGAAACGUGGGAUGGAGGAGAGGUAUGAAGACCCGGAACACCCAUUGCUUAAAAAGGAGAUGGAACCUGUGGAAGCUUACCAAAAUAGAAAAGAGAGUCAAACUCCUGAGGAGCUUGCUCUUUUAGAAGGCGAUGAUCAUGUUAUCGGCAUGGAAGGUCUUAUAAUCAGAGAGAGAAUCCUUGGUUCUGACAACCUAGCAACUCUGCGAAAAAUCCAUUACCGGGAAUGUGUUUUAGCUGACUCUGAGGAGUACGAGCUUUGUUGUGGUUUGUGGCAACGUGCGUUGGAGAAAAAAAUGAAGAGCGAUGUUGCAAUAACACUAGAAGAUCUUGAUGUCCUUACAGAUUUUACAGCUUUCUUUGGAAUAAUGGUACAAAAAGGUAUACAUUUAAGUCCAAAUUUGAUUGAACACGUUUUUGAAGCACUGGUUGCUGCAAGUGAGAACUCGCGAGAGGAACAUGAAAACGAGGAGCAAGAAAAAAUGCUUUACUGUGCUCUCUAUCUUUUGAUGAUAUACAUCAAAGUUAAGGGUCAAAACGCCAAGAUAACUGACUUUCUACAAAGAUUUUUGCGCUUAAACCCUCGAACCAAUGAUGGAAAUACUUUACUGCACUUAGUUGCAUGGCAUGAAACCCAAAUUUUUUCGUAUUAUGAUGAAGAUUUAGAAGACAUGAUGCAAAGUGUGUGCAAGCUUCCCUGUGUUGAGACCAUGAAGCUUAUUUUACAUGCAGGAUGUGAUGUAAAUGCCAUUAACACCGAGGGAAACACACCCCUCCUUCUAGCUGUGACAUUCAAGCCUGCUGACCCCAUAGAAGUCGUGAUUUUGUCAGAAAUGCUGCUGUUGUUGUUAGAAAUGGGUGCAGACCCACAGCUGCCAAACAUGAAUGGGCAAACACCACUGCAAAGCUGUGAGACUGACGAGGCUCGUAGAAUACUGUCAGAGAAAAGAGGACUGAGUGCCAUGAACGUCGACGUCGGAGAUGUAAGAGAGGUUUAAAUGUUAACAUAUUAUAAUUUUGUAAAAUUAUUUCUGUCAUCUCUGUCACGAAAUGACAGGAAUACUUACUUCCGUGUCUAAUGUUGUGUUCAUUAUAAAUACGUCACACUUGUCUGCCCCUCUAUCUGCAUGAUCUGGACGCCUGGAGCAGGCUUAAUUUCCAAAAUCGUCUUUUCGAAUGGAACGAUCCAUCACAAUGCCGUGAUAGCCACAAAAAGCAUAUUUGGUAGUAGCAUGUACAGAAGCCACCUAGAUUAAGCUAUAUAAUAUAGCAAGCGGGCGCGCGUGAAUGUUCUAUAGGGACCCAAUUGUUACUCCGGACAAUUUACUGACUAAGAACUGUUACGAACCAUUCGAUUGACGUUAGCGAAAAAGAAUUCACACUGAAUUCAAAUUUUUCCAAAUAUAAGAAGUUCAAGGAACAAAUUAAACUGAGGCACUAACACAUUUUUGUAAAUCUCUUUUGCAGGCGGGAGAAAGGGCGUUUUCCCAAUUUCCUGUUUCAUUUCCCCUCGCAAUGUCUCCGCUAUUUUUUGCCCCCCUAGCUUCAAACCGGGAGCCUGUUUACCAGGCUACAUAAGUGCCAUAUUCCUGAGGGAUUUAUGACAGAUCGUGGUUUAGAGGUGGCUAAAUGAAUCGUUUAAAUAGUUUAGGAUAUAGUAGGUUUACUUGUACUAAAUUACUUUGGUAAUUCUCUUUUCCCAAAGGCUGGAAAAAUAGGAAGUGGAACUGAUAAGAGGAGAGAAGAAGGAGGAUUUCUUACUAAAACAAAACAACAUCUUAACGAAAACACUCAGAAGGAGACUGAAACAAAGGAAAUAUCAGGUAUAUAAGAGAAUCAAGGGCCAUUGUGGCUCUUGAAGAGAGUCUAAUUAAGGGAUUAAUAGACCUUUUUGUCGAUACGGCGGCCAUAUUGAACUAAUUCGAUUUAAGGAGUAUUAUGGGAUGUCCAGGGGACAUGAGCACGAUCAGUUGAAAUAUGGUCUUUCACUGUAUAUUUUUCUGGAAAAAGGCAAUCAAACACGGAAACCUCGUUCCCAGAGUUCUCUCCUACCCGCCCUACCCGUAGGGUUCAGGGCGGAAAAACGUAAUGAGCAUGCGUGAACUUUUUUGCCCAGACCCCCUGGCCGGGUUUGAAAAAAUGGCGGGAUUUCAAAUAUUUUAUUGCCUAAAAAUAAAAUGUUUGCACUCAUAACCUAGAAAGAACAGGCAAUUUGUCUUCAAAAGAUGCAAGCUGUGGUUAUAACCUUGUCGUUGCUUAAUUUUCUCGAAGAAUACCUCAUAGUAAAAUGGACUUUAACGACAUUAAUUUCCUUGCGUUGUACUGGAAAUGUGCAUGCGUACGUCCGAUUUUUUUCAAGAUGCAUUCACAAAAUGUGUUCAUAUAAGGAAGUUCCUGGAUAUAUAAGGUCCGGAGAUCCACAGUGGACACAAAAACAACAUAUCUUUGGACAGUGAUUUGCCCAAAAAAAUUAACGCUUGCCCACAAUGUGUUUGAAGUCACUGAACUUUGUCGCACUCGAGCUGAUAUUUUAAAACCCCCGCUCGAUGGGACACUCGUAGUUUCGCAGAUCACUAAAAUAUAAACAAAAUCCUCAAUGUAGAGGUUAUUGCGUUGAGAUGUGGGCAGAAAAAAGGUCAAUCUUUAUGUAGUAAAAUCUUCCCAAAAAUCGGUUUCAAAGCAACUAUAGUUUUCUAAACUUACUCGUUUCGCGCAGAUAUAUAAAUUUUGCUUUGUGUUGUCAAGUUGAACAAGCAUAACAUCUGUCAAAAACCUACGCGUAAGUAGGAUUUCCUUCAAACAAAGUUAAAGUUACAUUAUUUCAAAAACUUCUUGCUGACAAUGAAGAAAUGAAUUUUCUGUACGAAAACAACCUACCUAAAGAUCUUAAAAGCAAAAGAUCAGUUGCAACUUGCCAGCCUUGCCAUGAUUCACCAUUUAGCUAUUUUCAAUAAGCUUAACUGGUCCAUGCCAGGGUCUUCGUUUAAGCAAAUUAAAUUCAGCCGAUCAUUAGAAAAUACAGAAAAUUACACAUAAGGGCUUGUUUUGCUCACCUCAGUCGAAUCCAGCUGCAGCAAUUGUUUACGGGAAAAGAGUCAAUUGUUUCGAAGUCACUGCCGGCAGUUGUCCUUCUCUACUUCACAGCGAGUGUAAAGGACAAUUUGCGUUCAGAAAGUUAUUCUUCAGAAAGAACAGAAAACUUUCAUAGUGCACGGGAAAACAAAACUGUGUAAUGAAAAAUGAAAAAACUCUGACUAUUAUUACUUGAGCAACAGAAAAAUGAUCUUGAGUAAGCUUGCUGGCGUUCUAUUUCCGAGAAAGUUUAAUAAGCGCACAAGUUUGUUCACUCUGACGCGUUAUAACAGCAAUAUCGUUCUUUGACUGAAGACAAAGAUAAAGCUGGUUCUGCGAAGGUAAUAAAUCUGGAAGUGUAAAAAAAGUAACCGUAACUACUAAUAACAGAAUAAAGCGGGAUUUUAAUUCAACUCGGCGAAAUCAACUCAUAAAUUAAUCGGAUGGACAAUCAGAAAAAAUACGCGCCCCUUUGGAAAUGUUCAAAACCUUUUACCGUAUUCCACCUCAGACGGACAGAAUGAUCCGUUUUUCCUUUAACAUUGGUUGUUCUGAAUCCAAAGUAAUUUUCAAGCGACGAAAAAAGAGCAAAGAUGUCAAAUAAAAACUUAAUGCUUUACAGAGAGCAAACGUUCGCACCUCGUGCAUUUCACUCAGAACUCCAGCAACAAACAAACACAGUGAACACACAGAAAAGCCCGCCUUGAGCCUGCGAUAAGGGAUGCGCAGAAGCUUGCGCAGAACGUUUUUCCGCCCUGAACCCGUAGGGUGGUUAGGAGAGAACCCAGGGAACGAGGUUGCCAAACACGGCACAACGAUCUUUUUUCCCAUUACAAUCUUAUUCUAACAAAACUUAAAGAAAAACGGAUUGUGCUCAUGCCCCCUAGGCACCCCACAAUACUCCUUAAAUCUAACUUAUUCAAUAUUGCCGUCGUAUCGGUAAAAGGUUUACUGUAACAGUUUAAGAAGAAUAAUCGUCUCCUGGAUAAUCAUUGAGCUCCAUUGAUGAGCCGUUAGGUGCCAGUUCAGGUGUGGUGUAAAUACAGAGCAUAUUUCAAACAAAGGGACUGGGGCCAAUGGCCCGAUAUGGCGGCUCCUUCAUCGUUCAAAGCGGUAGAAGAUAUUUGGUCUGUUCUCACGGAUGGACAUAAUGUAUGGUCAACAAAAAAAUAAACAAAAACAAAACCCAAUAAAAAAAAAUGAAUUUGUGUUUGUAAUAAAUGAAAAAUAAGGUAAACCCAUGACAUUAAGGCCAAGAGAAAUACAAGAGAGGGGAAUGAGUACCUAAUAUUAAGCACCACACUAGGUACAUUAUUAUCUAGAGAUCGUAACUCUUUCCCCUUGGAAUGACGCAAUUGUAGAAGAUGGAUCCUAACCUCUCGGAGUUGGUAUUAGAGUGAGCGUGAGAUAGGUAGGGUGAUUGUCUCUUUUUGUUCUGUGGGACAAUAAACUUAAAACGGCCUCCUUUUAUCCUUCUUAAAGGACAAUUAAGGGAGUUGACACAGCAGUUGGAAAGCGUCCAAGAGCACGUAAGACAGAAAGACGGACAACUUAGAAAAGUGACACAGCAGUUGGCAAAUGUUCAAGGGCAACUACAGGAGAGAGAUGGAGAAUUAAGACAGAUGACACAGCAGUUGACAAAUGUUCAAGGGCAACUACAGGAGAGAGAUGGAGACUUAAGGCAGAUGACACAGCAGUUGACAAAUAUUCAAGGGCAACUACAGGAGAGAGAUGGAGAAUUGAGGCAGAUGACCCAGCAGUUCACAAAUGUUCAAGGGCAACUUCAGGAGAGAGAUGGAGAAUUAAGGCAGAUGACACAACAGUUGACAAAUGUUCAAGGGCAACUUCAAGUGAGAGAUGGAGAAUUAAGGCAGAUGACACAGCAGUUGACAAAUGUUCAAGGGCAACUUCAGGAGAGAGAUGGACAAUUGAGGCAGAUGACACAACAGUUUACAAAUGUUCAAGGGCAACUGGGAGAGUUGACGCAACAGUUGACAAAUGCUCAAAUACAGCUACAAGAAAAAGAUGAAGAAAAUACCACCAUGGAGGAACAACUGAGGGAAAAAGAACAAGAAGUGAAUGAACUGGAAAUGUCUCUUUCGACAGCUCAACAAGCGUUAAGUGAACGUCCGCGCCAACAGUCACCUGACUGGGUCAUUUCACGUGAUCAAAUUCAGCUGACAGAGCAAUGCAUUGGUAAGGGAGGCUGGGGAAGUGUUGUCGAAGCCAAGUAUUGUGGCUGCACUGUUGCCGUGAAACAGAUUUACGAGGUGCUUCUGAACCUGUCCUCUCAUAAUAGAGAAAUGUUUGAGCGGGAAAUGAGCANCUUCUGAACCUGUCCUCUCAUAAUAGAGAAAUGUUUGAGCGGGAAAUGAGCAUUGCUUCAAAAUGCCGCCAUCCUUGUUUGCUGCAAUUCAUCGGAGCAACAAACGAUGAAGGAAGUCCUUUGUUCGUGACUGAGCUCAUGGAAACGAGUUUGCGGAAAUUGCUGGAGCAUCGAUCUCUCUCUAUAGCUGAAGUGAUCGUUAUUUCUCUGGAUGUGGCUCGUGCAUUGAAUUACCUGCACCAAAAGAAACCACGCCCCAUCCUCCACCGCGAUAUCAGCAGCGUAAAUGUUUUGCUAUGGCGACAAGCGGACCAAUGGCGAGGCAAAGUGUCGGAUUAUGGUGCUGCUAAUUUCAUGCAACAUACCCUGUCAGUUUGUCCAGGUGCUGCAGUAUACAGUGCUCCUGAAGCACUUACUAAAAACAGACUGUGA
Messenger RNA from Porites evermanni, 6638 nucleotides. The record is from the annotation of a GenBank genome assembly. NCBI's taxonomy places the organism in Eukaryota, Metazoa, Cnidaria, Anthozoa, Scleractinia, Poritidae.